GCCACUCGCUGGUAAAGGCGCGAGGCUUUGAAGGCGCAUGCGCGCGGUUUUCCCUCUCCUGUCUGCCCUCACACAAAGCGAUGGCGGAACCUCUCAGCGUCAAGAGGAAGCAUGAGGAGAAAGAGGAAAAGAAUGGGGCGGCCGGAGGCUUCCUUUUGUCCGAAGUUUCCUUGCGGAGAGUGCUGAGAGAGUCUGCGCGGGACAAGACCAUCUUCCUCCACGGCCAGGUGAAUAGCGCUUCUGGGGAUGGAACGGAUGCCGUUGUGAUCUUGGAGAAGACUCCCUUCCAGGAGGAGAACAUUUCUGAACUCCUAAAGGAAUAUACAAAGCUCCAGCUCCAGAUGUCCAAUGAUAUCUACAGCACUUACCACCUUUACGUCCCUCCAGAGCUGAAUGAGAUAAAAACGACUGUGGUAUACCCAGCCACAGAGAAACAUCUUCAGAAAUACUUGCGUCAAGAAGUCUAUCUCAUCCGGGAGACUGGGGAGGAUUACAAGAACAUUACUUUGCCUUUUAUCCAGUCUCAGAGCUUCAGCAUUCAGUGGGUUUACAAUAUCCUGGAAAAGAAGGCUGAGGCUGACCGAAUAAUCUAUGAAAACCCGGAUCCUGCUAAUGGCUUUGUUCUCAUUCCUGAUUUUAAAUGGAAUCAAAAACAGCUAGAUGAUUUAUACCUGAUUGCUAUUUGCCACUGCCGAGGAAUAAAGUCACUGAGGGAUCUUACUGCUGAGCAUCUGCCUUUGCUGAAGAACAUUUUGCAAGAAGGGAAAGAAGCAGUAGUGAAGCGCUUUGGGAUUUCUGGGGCUCAGCUGCGGGUCUACCUACAUUACCAGCCAUCUUACUACCACCUCCACGUACAUUUCACCGCCCUGAGCUAUGAUGCGCCCGGAUGCUCCGUGGAGAGGGCCCACCUCCUCUCCGACGUGAUCGAUCACCUAGAGCUCGACUCCCAGUACUAUCAGAAGCGCACCUUGACCUUUGCCCUCCGGGCGGAUGAACCCUUGCUGAAGAGAUUCCAGGAAGCAGGUCACCUCUGAGCUCUCGAGGACUGCGGGACCAAGUGUAUAUUCCUUUCAUGGGGGUCAUUUUGUAUUGUGCCCAAGACAUUUGGGCCAGGUUAAGUCGGAAUACUAAACCGUAGCCUUGUUCUCACAGUUGAAAUCUGGGUAGGAAGAGUGCCCAGCCAAGGUAGGGGAGCUGGGUGCGGGAGCCGGGUACACUCCUGAUCGGUAGUCAUGUGAACUCCAAGGUCAGAGUAGGAAGAGGGGAGAGCGAUUGUGUGGGAAGCAGGAGCUGUGUAGGAUGGCUUUCCUCCGCCCUUGGUAAAAUGCUGGGGAUGGAAUGUGGGUUGGUGGCACCAGACCGAAAACAGACAGGUGGCACCCAGAAAUUCCCUCUAACGGAAAAUCCCAGAUGUUGAUGGCUACAACUCCCAGCAUCCUCAGCCAAAGCCCACUGCAGCUGGGAUUCUGGGAGCUGCAGUCAACAACAGCUGGAAUUCUCUCUUACAGGGAACACUGGGUGGCCCCCGUCCCAGCCAGCAACCACCUCCCCCAUGAUCACUCUCUCCUCCUCCUCCUCUGAUCUUGGAGUUCACAUGACCUCUGAUCAGGUACACCCAGCUCUCCUUUCCCAUCUGGGCACUCCAUCUAACUGGAUUUUGGUCGUGAGAAGAAGCCUUGUGGUUUACUACUGCAUGAAUGAGCCUAAGAGAGCUGUGAGUGGACAGGCUUCUCCCUCCUCUCCUCUCCUGUAGGAGGAGAGUGGAAAACAUUUUCCCCACUUAAGGACAACCCGCAGUUCUUCGUUGCGAAUGGUCUCUGGGAAUGGUGGUUCUAGCUGUGAACUAAUUGUGCUGGGAGCAAACCACACUACCAAGUCCUCAUUUGUCCUUACUCUCAAUUCCCCAUUACAUGCACAUUUGAGAAACUCUAGUUUAUUACCCAGCUAGAGUGAGAGGAGAGUACACAGUGUGGUGCCCUUGUUCCUCCAGGGAUGGGGAACUUUAGUUUGCCAUGGAAGUGGAAGCUUUUACUCUCCUCCUCACAUAUGCAGGAGAGGAGGAUAGAGAGCACACACGUCUCCAGCUCUCUUAGGGCCCUUCACGUCGCUCUCGACCACAGUUUAGUGCUCUGUCCAAACUGGGCCUUUUGUUUAUGGUUCUGUAAGACUGGGUUUGUAUAUCCAUGCCUUUUGCAGUUGGAGCUCCCCCCCCCUUUUCUGUUAAUAAAUGGCUGUACGCUGCUGUA
Hemicordylus capensis (graceful crag lizard) is the source of this 2246-nucleotide messenger RNA. RefSeq names its product decapping enzyme, scavenger (gene DCPS). The coding region runs from base 81 to 1034 and encodes 317 amino acids. The record is from RefSeq and is a predicted model, not a curated record. Lineage: Eukaryota; Metazoa; Chordata; Lepidosauria; Squamata; Cordylidae. Gene Ontology annotation, biological process: deadenylation-dependent decapping of nuclear-transcribed mRNA. The transcript is spliced from 6 exons. Gene Ontology annotation, cellular component: nucleus; P-body. Gene Ontology annotation, molecular function: RNA 7-methylguanosine cap binding; hydrolase activity.